AUGGAGUUCAUCUUACUACUGAGUCUUUAUCUGCUUGGGUCUGUCAGAGGAGCACCAGGUCAGCCUGAUAAACCUCUUGAGUUUAUAAAUAACCAUGCUUCAGUUCAGCAACUGUCAAGCGAGUACUUUUCACUUGCCAACCCUUCAGACAUUGAGGCUUUAGAGGAGAGUUCAGGUGAGAAAAUUCUGACUGAGCGCAGUUCAAGUGAACACGACUCCAGCGAGCACGCUGCGAGUGAACAUGCUGCAGGUGAGCACGUUGCAACUGAAAACGCAGGUGAGCACAUGUCAGGGGAACAGCCUUCAGGUGAACAACCUUCAGGUGAACAGGCUCUAGGAGAAGAGGCUUCAGGAGAACACUCUUCAGACCAGUCUGCAGGUGAGCAAGCUGCAGAAGAAAAGUCCACAGGGGAACAUGCUUCUGGUGAAGGUGAACACCAACAGCCUUCAGGUGAGCUGGCUGCUGCUGAGCAGCCUGCAGGUGAGCAGCCUUCAGCUGACCAGGUUUCUGCCGAGCAGCCUGCAGUUGAGCAGGCUACUGGUGAACAGCCUUCAAGUACAACAUUUUCAAGCACAUCUCCAGGUACAUCAUUAAAUUGCCACACAUGUGCUUACAUGACCAAUCAGGGAAAAUGUCUUCGUGGUGAAGGAAUCUGCGCUGCUCAGAGCUCCCAACAGUGCAUGUUAAAGAAGAUCUUUGAAGGGGGAAACCUCCAAUUCAUGGUUCAGGCGUGUGAGAACAUGUGCCCUUCUAUGAAUCUCCUCUCCCAUGGAACAAGGAUGCAAAUUGUAUGCUGUCGGAACAAACACUUCUGCAACGCAGUCUAG
Jaculus jaculus (lesser Egyptian jerboa) is the source of this 828-nucleotide messenger RNA. RefSeq names its product acrosomal vesicle protein 1 (gene Acrv1). Lineage: Eukaryota; Metazoa; Chordata; Mammalia; Rodentia; Dipodidae. The transcript has 4 exons. The record is from RefSeq and is a predicted model, not a curated record. The coding region runs from base 1 to 828 and encodes 275 amino acids.